Molecule: messenger RNA, 456 nt
Organism: Prorocentrum cordatum
Lineage: Eukaryota; Dinophyceae; Prorocentrales; Prorocentraceae
Source: the annotation of a GenBank genome assembly
AUGUCGUGGGCCUGGGCCGAUGUAUGUGCCCCAACCGGCUGGCUGACAGGACGGGCUCGCCCGCGCACGCGUGGCCCGACUCCGCGGACAGCGCGCGAGUGCCGCGUUGCUGCGCGGAGGCGCCACCGAUGCGCCUGGCAUCGACUUCGUGGACUCGCGAAACAUAAACUUGUGGCGCUCCGCGCGGAUUUCUUGGAUCUGCGCUGGGCCCCCCCUGGCGGCGCCGCCCCUGGCGCGCUCCGCGCGCCAGGGAGGGGGAAGAGGACGAGGGGGGCCACAAAGGAGGAGUGGGAGGAGGAGGAAGAGGAGGAGGAGGAGGAUGCUCCUCGAUGGCCCUCGCCGAGAAAGAGUGCGCACGGCCGAACGAUGCCGAGCCUGGAGGCCUCUGAGGGCCCUUCCGAGCAGGCCAUUCUGGCGUUGUUAAAAAACGCCCUGGCCCUCGCCCUCACCCCGUGA